Molecule: messenger RNA, 801 nt
Organism: Lycium barbarum (goji berry)
Lineage: Eukaryota; Viridiplantae; Streptophyta; Magnoliopsida; Solanales; Solanaceae
Exons: 3
Coding region: 1-801 (266 amino acids)
Molecular function (GO): zinc ion binding; nucleic acid binding
Source: RefSeq, a predicted model, not a curated record
AUGGCAAUUGAGACUGAAACUCCCUCUGCGACUGGAACUCCUUCUGUGAACAUUGCACCAGCGGUCACGCCUACAACCCGUGCCGCUGUGCCACCGGCUGAGAAACCUGCGAAGUUCACCGGUGCCAACUUUAAAGGAUGGCAGCAGAGAAUGUUCUUUUGGCUUACCACCCUUGGUAUGCAAAAGUUCACCAGUGAGGACCCUCCCGUGCCUGCCGCCGACAUGCCUGACAAUCAGAAGUUCAUGGUUACUGAGGCUUGGAAACAGGCUGAUUUUUUGUGCAAAGGCUACAUUUUGAGUGCCUUAGAAGAUGAUUUGUACAACGUCUACAGUGCAAUCGAGGAAGAUAACAAAACCGCUGAUAAGAGGUACCGUAAGAGUUCACCAAUUGAAGGGGCAAGUGUCGUUGAAGAUGCUGCUCCGAAAAAGAACAAUAAAAGGAAGAGGCGUUCUGGAAAGGAGAAGUAUCCUAACAAGAAAAAGUUGAAGGGCAAUUGUUACAAUUGUGGUAAAGCAGGCCAUAAAGCUCCCGACUGUCGUGCCCCCAAGAAGGACAAAGAGAAAAACAAGGGUCAGGCAAACAUGGUGGAAGAUGUUGAUGACCUAUGUGCAAUGCUGUCCGAGUGCAACCUGGUUGGCUACCCAAAGGAGUGGUGGCUUGAUUCUGGCGCCACUCGACAUGUGUGUGCCGUUAAGGAAGCAUUUACAACUUACACUCCCGCUGGACCUGACGAGGAGCUAUACAUGGGAAAUACUGAAGAACCUAGUUCCAGCCGCACUACUCGUGAAAAAUGGGUUUAA